AUUGUUCCCAGCCAUGUCGGGGGCCCCUUUGUGGGCCGGGCCUUUGAGGUCGGUUGCUCCCUUGCACAGGGAAAGAGCUUACUUAAACGGAAUGGAACGGAACGGGAGGCCCCGGCUGGUGGGCAGGUCGCCUGCUGCCGAUACAAGAAGGGACAAAGGGCUCGGACCAUUCCGGCCUUUCCUUAGCUGCUCUCCUUGCAAGCGCUUUCCUCCCCAUGGGUCUCUUGAUGAGUUCAACAAGACUGAGAUCGGCACGGAGCCCGAUCUCACAGAUGGGGAAGCUGAGGCCAGCGGCAGCUUCCCCCAGCACAGAAGAGAGCUCCUGGCAUUCCAGCAGGGGGUGACUGGAAGAAAACCAGGGACCUGGUCUAACCACCUCACUCUUCAGAUGGGGAAUAGCUGGAGAUACAGGAAAUGGCAGAGCACGAUUUCUGCACUGGAGGUUUCCCCAGGUGCCCCUGCUGGGUGGUGGGGAACACAGGAGCCACGACCAUCCCCACGAGUUGGCUGUCAGUUUUAUGGAUUCCCAGAAUAUUUAACAGCUGGGUGGAUGGGACUGGUCAAGGCUGGCCUGUUCUCUCCCACAUCUACCCACAAGGUAUCUUCCUGGGAAGCAGGGAAGACAGUGCAGGCCCUGCCCUGUGAGUGCAUGAGUGCCUGGGAGUCAGGACUCCUGUGUUUGGGCGGCCCUGACUCCAGUUUGCUCUGUGGCCCCAGGCAAGCCACUCACCUUCUCUGGGCCAUCCAUCAAACAAGAGAUAAGAUGCUCUCCGGGGCUAGCCCUUCCCCUUCGGACGGAAGGCACCUGUUCUCUUUGCCACCUGACGCCAAGUCACUGUUCAGCUUGUGGGCGACGGAGCCAGAAACAUGGAAAAAUCUCAUGCUGCUGCCAAAGUCCAGGGAGAGCUCAGAGAAGGCUGCUGGAAAAAGGCGCAGAGCUGUGGCCGGACAGAGUAGGCCCCGACCAAACACAGAGCCGCUUCGACAGGAGCCAGGGCACGGUCCUGAGACGAGCCUCAACCCUGGAGGGCAGCAAUGGACCAUACGCGUGUCUAAGCCCCCAUCACCAGCAGGGGCCCCAGUGACUCAGAGCCUGCUCUUCCUGAACCCACUCGGCAGGAAGAAAACUGAAGGCCCAAGAGCCCCAGCCACACUGUGA
Molecule: messenger RNA, 1159 nt
Organism: Symphalangus syndactylus (siamang)
Lineage: Eukaryota; Metazoa; Chordata; Mammalia; Primates; Hylobatidae
Source: RefSeq, a predicted model, not a curated record